GCCCCGGCUCGCACCCCGCCCCGUCACCCCCUUGAUAAAAGCGGAUCCCGUACCGAACCCUCUGCCCAUCGAAUUCGGCGCGCCCGGCCAUGGCUUCCCGGCUGUUCUGUAGGUCCCUCCGAACCUGGAGCCGGCUGACCUCCCAGCCUUUGCUCCCCACCGCCCCGAGUACUAGGUCCUCACACUCAGGAGGAGAAAGUCGGCUGGAAAGUGCUUCUGCCAAAACCCUGACAGAAGUCGGCAUUAGAAGAAUCUUCUCUUCCGACCAUGACCUCUUUAGGGAAAGCGUCCGGAAGUUCUUUCAAGAGGAGGUGGUUCCACAUCACACAGAGUGGGAGAAAGCAGGAGAGGUAAGUAGGGAAGUUUGGGAAGCAGCUGGAAAACAAGGCCUACUAGGUGUCAAUAUUGCCGAGAAAUAUGGCGGUAUUGGUGGAGACCUUCUUUCUGCAGCUAUUGUCUGGGAGGAACAAGCAUACUCAAAUUGUACAGGCCCCGGAUUUAGUCUUCAUUCAGACAUCGUUAUGCCCUAUAUUGCAAACUAUGGAUCAGAAGAACAGAUUAAACGAUUUAUCCCUGACAUGACUGCUGGCAAGUGUAUUGGAGCCAUAGCUAUGACCGAGCCUGGGGCAGGAAGUGACUUACAGGGAGUAAGAACAAAUGCAAAGAAAGAUGGAAAUGACUGGAUUCUCAAUGGUAGCAAGGUCUUCAUUACUAAUGGGUGGAUGAGUGAUGUAGUGAUCGUCGUUGCUGUUACAAACCGGGAAGCUCGUUCACCCGCCCAUGGUAUUAGCCUUUUCCUAGUGGAAAAUGGAACAAAAGGAUUUAUCAAGGGAGGAAGCUUCAUUAACAAUGGUGAUUUGAAAGCUCAGCGUAAGCCAUAGUGACAAACAAUAGAUACAGCAGAGUUGUUUUUUGAAGAUGUACGUUUGCCAGCAAGUGCCCUACUCGGAGAAGAGAACAAAGGCUUCUAUUACCUCAUGGCUGAGCUUCCACAGGAAAGGUUACUGAUUUCUGAUCUGGCCAUUUCUGCAUGUGAAUUUAUGUUCGAAGAAACUAGGAAUUAUGUCAAGCAGAGAAAAGCUUUUGGGAAAACAGUCGCACAUAUACAGACGGUGCAGCACAAACUAGCUGAAUUGAAAACACACAUUUGUGUGACCAGGGCUUUUGUGGACAGCUGUCUCCAGCUGCAUGAGGCAAAACGUCUGGACUCUGCUACUGCUUCCAUGGCAAAAUAUUGGGCAUCUGAUCUACAAAACAGUGUGGCUUAUGAUUGUGUCCAGCUCCAUGGAGGAUGGGGAUACAUGUGGGAAUACCCCAUUGCAAAAGCAUAUGUGGAUGCCCGAGUCCAGCCAAUCUAUGGUGGAACCAAUGAAAUAAUGAGGGAGCUGAUUGCUAGAGAGAUUGUACGUGAAAAGUAAACAUCUGCCCCCAUCCUGGAAUCCAAUUACUACUGAUCUGGAUUUAAAUCUCUUCAUGAUAGAAUUCAACCUGGAAAGGGAAGACAUGUUUGAAUUUUUUUUAAUACAGGAUGAAACAAAGUAUGGAGAUGAAAAAUUGCUUUGUUAAGGGAGAGUUCUUUAUAUACAAAUUUCUGAAAUUUUCGUAUGGGAGGCUCCAGUUUUAAUACAAUUUUACAAAGGCUCAGAAGGAAAAAGGAUAAUACAUUUUGAGGUCUGAAUGGCUCAAAUUUGAACUUAAUCUAAAAUUUUAAAAUGACUCUAAUUUGAGUUUGAGUUAAUACAGUCCAACUUAACUUGGAACAAUUCCAACUGACUUUUGCUAAAAUUAUCCACAUAAUUUCUUCAGUUCCUCUGCCUGAUGAGGCCUUACUUAGUAUUGACCUUUCCAUUUUAAUUUGUAGGAGAACUAUCAUUUGCUCCCUUACCAUUCUUUAAAAACUUUGGUACAUUUUAUGAAUCUCAAAGGAUUGGCUCUUAUUCCAGAAUAAAAUAAUUAAUGUCAAUAAAUGCAACAAUUUAAUUUGCAAAUAAACCACAUUAUUUAAGAA
This is a messenger RNA of Dromiciops gliroides (monito del monte), 2008 nucleotides long. It is a transcript of the gene ACADL, whose product is annotated as acyl-CoA dehydrogenase long chain. Gene Ontology annotation, cellular component: mitochondrion. The record is from RefSeq and is a predicted model, not a curated record. Gene Ontology annotation, biological process: carnitine metabolic process, CoA-linked; long-chain fatty acid catabolic process; fatty acid beta-oxidation using acyl-CoA dehydrogenase. Gene Ontology annotation, molecular function: flavin adenine dinucleotide binding; long-chain fatty acyl-CoA dehydrogenase activity. The transcript has 11 exons. Lineage: Eukaryota; Metazoa; Chordata; Mammalia; Microbiotheria; Microbiotheriidae.